Trichoplax adhaerens is the source of this 567-nucleotide messenger RNA. RefSeq lists its product as uncharacterized. The record is from RefSeq and is a predicted model, not a curated record. NCBI's taxonomy places the organism in Eukaryota, Metazoa, Placozoa, Uniplacotomia, Trichoplacea, Trichoplacidae. Gene Ontology annotation, biological process: protein import into mitochondrial matrix. Gene Ontology annotation, cellular component: PAM complex, Tim23 associated import motor. The coding region runs from base 1 to 567 and encodes 188 amino acids. The transcript has 3 exons.
AUGAAUGAGAAAGGAGAGAAUAAAGCAACAGCUCCAAGCCUGAAUACCACGGCUGGUCGUUUCGGAUCCAAAAUUCGACCUACCCCAUUACAGUUACCUUUUGAAGAAUUUAUCACAUUUCGUAAGAAAUUAAAAGUCAGAAGUAGGAUUGCCGGAGUUCCUUUUGGCCUGUUAGGUUUAACAGCUUCAUCAAUGGUAUCAGCUUACAUGCUUCCAAACAUGUUUGAUACACCACCGGAUGAGAUUCAACCGAUACUAGGAAUGGAUCCAAUCAUAUUUUGCGCUUCAGCUGGUGUUUUAGCUAGCUUGUGCACUUUUGUUGGAGGGUCUUCGCUGUAUCGCUUUUUCUGGAAGAUUUCUAAUAGAGAAUUAGCUAAGAAUAUAGAUGAGCGUGAGAAAGAUUUCUUGCAAAGAAUAGAAGCCAAUCGUGUUUCAAGGUCGUAUGGUACGAGCAAAUAUGAAGAUGAUUAUUAUGGUGAUACUAUCGUUACGUUAAGUGAUUAUCGACAAUGGUUGAGAAAACAACAACAAAAAGCUCAAGAUGUUACUAGUUCAGAUAAAUCGUAA